GAAUCUUCUGUAGAUACUCUCCGUAUUAAAACUACUAUCGUCGAAUUUCUUGACAAAUAUGCUCCUGAAUUAGUGGAAAGGGAACGAAUGCCUCUUUAUAUUGAGGAUCUUUAUAGAUUAGGGGAUCCUACAAGGGAACUUGACCCAAUUGAAAGACAAAACUGGAAACAAGAAAUGGAUUAUUUUUGCAUUCGAAUCCAGCUUUGUCGAUUAGAUCUGGGACUUGAAAAAGAGAAUGAGCAUUUAAUAAAUCAAGAUACAAUGCUCGCAGGAGCUCACAUUUAA
Molecule: messenger RNA, 285 nt
Organism: Racocetra fulgida
Lineage: Eukaryota; Fungi; Glomeromycota; Glomeromycetes; Diversisporales; Gigasporaceae
Source: the annotation of a GenBank genome assembly